Molecule: messenger RNA, 420 nt
Organism: Microtus ochrogaster (prairie vole)
Lineage: Eukaryota; Metazoa; Chordata; Mammalia; Rodentia; Cricetidae
Product: Xg glycoprotein (Xg blood group)
Exons: 4
Coding region: 1-336 (111 amino acids)
Biological process (GO): homotypic cell-cell adhesion; T cell extravasation; positive regulation of neutrophil extravasation
Cellular component (GO): plasma membrane
Source: RefSeq, a predicted model, not a curated record
AUGGGCGCUGUGGUGAGUCCUCGCGGAGAUCCAGGGAACUCUGGGAAAUGGAGUCCCAAACUCCGACUUCCUGUCAGGGACACAGAGGAUCCUGGGAAAUGUAGUCCCGGCCCCGCUCCCCCCCUCACUCCCUUUUCCUCCCCGACAGGAAGUGGAGGCCACGGCAGCCAUGACACGCACGGUGAUGGCGAGGGAGCCCAGGGAAACACCGUGGCGCGCAUCGUCUCCCCGAUUGUCUCGGUCGUCGCCGUGGCGCUCGUGGGCGCCGGCGUCAGCUACUUCCGGUCCGGGCGGUGGCGGGCGUGCCUGAGGCGCGGCGACCCCGGCACCGUCUGACGGCUCCGUGAUGGGCGGCGGCGACGACGAAGAUGACGCGGGCGGGCGGGGCGGUGACGUCACCUGACCCCAUGUGACCCCGGU